Molecule: messenger RNA, 4478 nt
Organism: Thunnus maccoyii (southern bluefin tuna)
Lineage: Eukaryota; Metazoa; Chordata; Actinopteri; Scombriformes; Scombridae
Gene: prph2a
Product: peripherin 2a (retinal degeneration, slow)
Exons: 3
Coding region: 2784-3818 (344 amino acids)
Biological process (GO): visual perception
Cellular component (GO): membrane
Source: RefSeq, a predicted model, not a curated record
AUAAAACAUUUGAGGAUGUCAUCUUGGGCUUUGGGAAACAUUUUUCAAAAAAGUUUCUGACAUUUUAAGGAUCAAACAAGAUAUUAAACAAUAAUCAGUGAUGAAAAUAAUCGUUAGUUGCAGCCCUAUAUGUGUCAGCUGAGAAAUAACAAUAAAUUGCAGCACAGAAAUGUCAAAGGUGUUUGAGGUUAUUUACAAACGUCACAUAGUUUGUCCAUCAAAGAGCACUGAUAAAAUGUGCCACUAUGUACAUAUGUGUACAUAUAUUGAUCGAAAUUCGAGGGCAAAGCUAUUCUGCUAAUGGAUCAAUUACAGCUCAAAAUUCACAAAAAGGUAGACAUUCACUAAACUACCUGUAUAGUCAGAAUGUGUAUUAAAACUGUUGAAGCUGGCAGGUGAUCAGCAUAAUCAUGUAGUCCUUGACAGGUCAAUUAUCUGACAUAAAACAUUAUGCAGCCUCGAGUCUUGAUACAAACUGAGUCACCUUUACAUAUGAAUUGUUGAUUAAUCAGACAGGAGCACUUUAAAGAAGGAAAUGUGCGUCAUUGUAAUUGCAGCUUUAAAUUUAGAAGUACCUUUCACAAAAUAAUAAUGGUAAUUUUCUGUUUCCUGUUACUCAAUAGCUGUUAUUAUUGAACAAACCUGAAACCUAUUCUAUAACAAAUCUACAGUACCAUAAAAAGGACUAUGAAACAUUCAAACACAUUAUCAUUUAAAUGCAGAGCACUCAAAAGUAGGUAGAAAAUUUGAAUAGAGAACAGAUAAAGAGCCUUGUGAUAAAAACUGAUUAUUACUAUUACUAUUAUUCUGCUCACAUCCGUUGAACCCUGACUGGCACUUAAAGUUUGAAUCUUACAGAAUGAAACUAAAUCUCUGUAUUUUGUACUCUGUCUCAAGAAUCCUUUUUUUUUUCUGGUGUUUUUAUUGGUGAUUAUAUUUUUAAAAUAUUUUUCUGUACAGUAAUGCAUACAAAUAUACCCAGCCCACUUACUGCACUGCAUGCAUUUUUGAAUCACUACAAACUAAAAUAAAGAAUACCUAUUCACCUACCUUACAUGGAUCUUCCUUCAUGUUUACAUAAAUUACUAAUAAAGCUUUUGUAUUUGUAACCUACAAGAGAAAUAUUAGGAAAGACAAAUUGUCAAGUCAGUUUUUAUUUGUAUAGCUCAAUAUCACAAUCUUUACAAUCUUUAUAGCGUACAACAUCCUUUGUCUUUAGACCAUCAAUUUGAAUAAGGAAGAACUCCCUAAAAACCCUUUUUAACUGGGAAGAAAAUGGAAGAAAGCUCAGGAAGAGCAACAGAGAAGUGAUGGACCAAGACAGUAUAGUACAGAAUACAGAAUAGAUAUACAGAAUAGACCAAGAUAGCACAAUCACAGAAAUACAGCACAUUAAAUGCAUGCAAAUGUAUUAAAUGAAGUAGUCCACUUUGUAUUUUUCUCCAAAUUUUUGAGAUCAAAAUCAAGCAACCUUUUUCAAUUUUUGAGCAUCUGUUCACCAGAAUAUUUCAAGGGUUUGUCGAGCCAAUACCUGAAAACUACUUAAUUCAUGCUAGAUAUGACCAAUAACUAUAUACUUAAGUUUUCCACAAUGUGGGAAAAUUGUCUUUGGCUUCACCAUACAGUGUUAAAAACAACAAAAGCCACUUCAUCAAUAAAGAACAAUUAAAAAAGAAAAAAUACAGUUAUAAAAAAUAAUUUAAAAUACAGCCAUACAGCUGAGUAAGUAACAUUGCAGCCACAGUGAAGUUUGAAGAAAUCCGAAUAGAAGUUGUAUCAGACACAGUGUUGGUUCUACCUGCCAAGAUAGCAAGUGACAAUAAGUUAAUUAUUGAGAGCACUUAAAUGUAAUUUAUUAGCUUGCAUUUUCCAAGAUGGCUGUUUUUGUUUUCUUAUUUCCAUAUAGAUGUCUAACAACAAUAUGUCCGUCUAAAUUCUUAGUUUUAUUAUCCUAUGUAGCUAUAAAUGAAUUAUUUAAACAUACAAUCAUUCAAGAGUAGUUGAAAUGUGAGUGUGAAAACUCUGUCGUUCUGUGAAUGGGUUACAGGGGCUUUAUUAACUCAUCCUAUCUGCUCUACCAUGAAGAUAUCCGGUUUGUGUUGAACUUGCAGACCCCUGUGAAUGGGUAUGCUCCACUUUCAUGUCCAUGGUCUCUGUCAGCCAUGAGCUGAUGCCAUUACAGCUCCUGGUGUGUUCAAUCAAGGAGACCAUGACCACGUGAACGCUCAAACCAAUUAUGGCCCCUGGCAGCAGCUUACGAUCAGGCUCAUCUUGUGUAGAGGGAUUUCUGCAAAUUGGAUCAGGCCUCUUACAGGGGCUUAGCAUGACGUACUGCAACUUUGAGUUUAAUCAUGAGGAUCCUCGGCAAUCCUCCACCUCUCCAGGACGACCGAACAUCACGAUUAGCCUCACCUGUGUGUUCAGGAAGAAAAAUUGGUAGAAGUUGGGAAAAAUACAGCCUUAUGAGAUUGGAAGUUUCUGGCACAAUGGGAGAGGAGAGAGCUUUGAAGAAAUAACACUCCUGUGCUCCUCCAGGGUCCUUCUGGCUCCUUCAUUUCUGCUGUUUUGCUGUGGGAUGGAUUACAGCCUGAGCUGAAUCUCCUGUCCUGUUGGACAAACUAGAGGAGACCCUGACAACAGAGAGACAAGGAAACAGGAACUGGGACUGUAGCUUGGAGCAUUACCCAAACUAAGGGGCAAUCAAGAAAUCUUGGAGCUCCUGCUGCUUUAGGUUAUCAUUUGGCUCUCUUCUUUACAGGCAAGGACACAUCUCAGAUUGAACAAUGGCUUUGAUGAAGGUCAAGUUUGAUCUGAAAAAGCGAGUGAAGCUCGCUCAGACAGUCUGGUUCAUGUACUGGUUCGCUGUAAUGGCCGGCGUGCUGGUCUUCAGCAUGGGCCUGUUCUUUAAGAUCGAGCUGCGGAAGCGCUCAGAACUUAUGGACAACAACGAGAGCCACUUCUUGCCCAACUUGCUCAUAUUUAUGGGUCUAUUAGCCUGUGGCAUCAACGCCUUCGGAGGCAAAGUCUGCUACGACUCUCUGGACCCUGCAAAGUUUGCAAAGUGGAAGCCCAUGUUGAAGACCUUCUUGAUGUUCUGCGUGGGAUUCAACGUCCUGCUUGUCGUGACGGCCCUGCUGUGUUUCUUGAUGAGGAUCCCUCUGCAGUUCACCCUGGCUGAGGGUUUGAGGAACGGCAUGAAGUUCUACAAGGACACGGACACACCGGGACGCUGCUACAUGAAGAGGACCCUGGACCUGAUGCAGAUGGAGUUUCGUUGCUGCGGAAAUGACAACUACAGGGAUUGGUUUGAGAUUCAGUGGGUUAGCAACCGCUACCUGGACUUCAGCGCAAAGGAAGUCAAAGACCGCAUCGGGAGCAACGUGGACGGCCAGUAUCUGAUGGAUGGAGUCCCGUUCAGCUGCUGUAACCCAAGCUCCCCAAGACCCUGCAUCCAGCAACAGAUGACCAACAACACCGCCCACUACAGCUAUGACCACUACACUGAGGAGCUCAACGUGUGGAAGCGUGGCUGCCGUGAUGCCAUGCUGUCCUACUAUGGAGGCAUGAUGAACACCAUUGGAGCCAUGGUGCUGCUGGUCACUAUUGUGGAGAUUGCAGUGACCGUGGGCCUGCAGUAUGUGGACAGCUCCCUGUCCACCCUGGCUAACCCAGACGACCCGGAGAGCGAGAGCGAGGGCUGGAUCCUGGAGAAGACAGUGAAGGAGACGUUCACCGACAUCAUGGCUAAAAUGAAGGCCAUGGGCAAAGGCACCAAGGUGGAGGAGGGGGAUGAGGCAGCAGUUGCAACGGUGAGCUGAGAUAACCCCUCCUGCAAAAACUGACACCACUCCCACCUGAUGAGGAGGACGGGGACGUGUGAGAUUUUUUCUACCAACAUUUAUUAUGUAGAUAACAACCUUCACACACAUAUUUGGCUACGAACUCCUUUUAAAUGGACUCCUUACAAAUGGACUCCUUGCAUAAAUAAUACUGUAUAUUUAAACAUAGAGAGAGAUAAUGAGAAGAAUGAGUUAUUGGUUAUGGUUUUUCAUUUUGGUUUCCCCCAACCAAACAAAUCCAUCUCAAGCUCCAACUCUGCGUCGCAAAUUUACUGUUUUGGUUUCCAACACUCUGUGGAUUUGGAUCGUUCUUAUUUCCAUAAAAUGUGCACAAUGAUAAGUCAAACAAAUGUGAUAUGUAUUGAUAAAUGUCAGAUGCUUUGCAUUCACAAAUAAGUAUGUAAUUUUUCCUUUAUAGUGUUGUCAGAUAGUUUGGCGGGGAGAGCAGGCACUUAGGAUGGGGAUGGUGGUUGCUAUGCAACCCCCCCUCUCAUGGAAAUCAGAGGUACAGAUGGGAGAUAUUUACAGGCCAAGAAAAGCAGCGUUUUAUUUUUGUUGACCUAUCUAUAGACUUUGGCUUGUAGCUGAUACUGUAUGUAGGGAAAAAAAACAAAUUAAAGCCCACACCCACCUGUUUUU